CUGUCGGUGAAACUGUACAUAUUGUUAAGUACGAUCAAUUAGAGGAACAGCGUUUGGAGGCUGACGCCGAAGAAAACGGAGAAUUACCAGCAAGUCGAUAGAAAUAUACAUUACUCGCCUCCUCAGCCAUCUGCAGCAGCACAAUGAAUUCAUCGUUUGGUGAAAUAUUUAUGUUUCUAACCAACUUAGCUUGGAAAAGUCGUAUGACAAUUCCAGUUUUGGUGACAACAGCUUUUUUAAUUAUGGACAUAAGAUUGCAAAUUGAAAUUAACUUCCAGUCUGGUCAAGUGGCGGCUGCGGAAUUUGAUGCUGAUGACGAUGAUUAUUUGGAUGAUGAUGAUGACGAUGCAUACGAAGAGUACACAACAGACUCUGAUACGAAUGAUGACGAUGUUGAUAGCGACAAUUAGUUAUAUAUGGCUGCGCAUAACUUCCAAAAAUUAAUUUAUCUUUUUUGUGUUUCACAUAGCGUUAAUAAUACAAAAUACCUUUAUUUGUAGAUCAACUUUUUUUAUUUUAUAAAAUGUAAUAAAGGCGGGACUAAGCUUA
This is a messenger RNA of Musca domestica (house fly), 549 nucleotides long. RefSeq lists its product as uncharacterized. The record is from RefSeq and is a predicted model, not a curated record. The coding region runs from base 144 to 410 and encodes 88 amino acids. NCBI's taxonomy places the organism in Eukaryota, Metazoa, Arthropoda, Insecta, Diptera, Muscidae. The transcript is spliced from 2 exons.